UAGCACAAUUGGUGGGUGUGCGCUGGCUGCGGCUCUCCGAGGCCAAAAAUGACUAAGUAUAUUUCCUAAAAUUCUAUAAUAAAUAUUUACGUCAAAAUGAACAAAGCCUUCCCACUAGCGAGAAAUUUUUUUGUAAUCCUUAAUUACGCUUUUUAAUUCUACUUAAACAUGUCUUUGCGAUUUUGUAAAAGUGAUGCUUUAAACACCAUCAUUCUCAGCAGUAAUGUGAAACAUGCCCUCCAUUGUGUAUUAUUUUUUAUCCUCCUUUUAGUUUUUGAAAUUAUUGCUGGUGGGAUAUGUAUUGGGUCCUGUGAUACUGAUAAUACCAAUCCAUUUGAGAAAUAUGGUUAUAUUCCUGCCAUUUUUUUAUAUUUAUUACGUUUCCUAACAUUUCUUGCUUUACCACAGUGUGUUUGCAAUUGCCUUGGACUACUCUUCUUCAAUGCUUUUCCAGAAAAAGUUCAACUAAAAGGUUCUCCAUUGCUAGCACCUUUCAUAUCAAUUAGAGUUGUUACUCGGGGUGAUUAUCCUGAGCUUGUAAAAAAUAAUGUGAACCGCAAUAUGAAUACAUGCUUAGAUGUGGGUCUAGAAAAUUUUUUAUUUGAAGUUGUUACAGAUAAGACCUUAAACCUGCCAAGGCAUCCUCGAAUUCGAGAAAUUGUAGUUCCUUCUACUUAUAGAACUAAAACUGGGGCACUUUUCAAAGCUAGAGCAUUACAGUACUGCCUUGAAGAUGAUGUAAAUGUUUUGAGUGAUUCUGAUUGGAUUGUACAUUUAGAUGAAGAAACAAUUAUCACCGAAAAUUCUCUCAAAGGUAUAAUAAAUUUUGUUUUGGAUGGAAAAUACCAAUUUGGUCAAGGUAUGAUAACAUAUGCAAAUGAAAAUGUUGUGAAUUGGAUGACAACACUUGCAGAUAGUUUUCGAGUUGCCGAUGACAUGGGCAAACUUCGAUUUCAGUUUCAAAUAUUUCACAGACCGUUAUUCAGUUGGAAAGGAUCUUACGUAGUCACUCAAGCUGGUGCUGAACGAAAAGUUUCUUUUGAUCAUGGACUUGAUGGUUCUGUUGCAGAAGAUUGUUUUUUUAGUAUGGUUGCAUACAAAGAAGGAUAUACUUUUAAUUUUAUUGAAGGAGAAAUGUGGGAAAAAAGUCCAUUUACAUUAUGGGACUUCUUACAACAAAGAAAAAGGUGGCUGCAAGGAAUUUUCCUCGUUGUUCACAGUUCAGCAAUUCCUUUUCGAAACAAAGUAUUUUUAGCUUGUGCUCUGUAUUCGUGGGCGACUAUACCACUUAGCACAUCAAAUAUAAUACUUGCAGGACUUUUUCCAAUACCUUGCUGGCAGAUUAUAAAUUUCCUUUGUGCUUUUGUUGGUGCAAUGAAUAUAUAUAUGUACAUAUUUGGCGUAAUCAAAUCAUUCAGUUUGUAUCGUUUAGGCCUUUUAAAAUUUUGCCUCUGCUUAAUUGGAGCACUUUGCACUGUGCCUAUAAAUAUUGUUAUCGAAAACAUUGCUGUCAUCUGGGGAUGUUUUGGAAAGAAACAUAGAUUUUAUGUUGUAAACAAAGAUUUGAAAUCUACUGUAGCUGUAUAAUACUUAAUUUAUUGAUUUUCAAAAAUGCUGUGUAUUCUUAAACACAUACUGUCAUAUGUUAAAUUAUAAAUCAUGAUCUCAUUCAGUAUUUCAAAAAUAAAAUGUUUUAUCAAUUGCC
Stegodyphus dumicola is the source of this 1705-nucleotide messenger RNA. RefSeq names its product beta-1,4-mannosyltransferase egh (gene egh). Gene Ontology annotation, molecular function: beta-1,4-mannosyltransferase activity. The record is from RefSeq and is a predicted model, not a curated record. Gene Ontology annotation, cellular component: cytoplasm. NCBI's taxonomy places the organism in Eukaryota, Metazoa, Arthropoda, Arachnida, Araneae, Eresidae.